CUCAUAAUCCAACGGUUCAGAUCAAUUCCUGAGUUUUAGGUUCUUGUUUUAUCUCCCUUAACCUACACUCUUUUCUUCUUCACUUAAUUACCCUCUCACUCUCUCUUUCUCAGAGAGAACCUUCUCCAUCAAUCUUCUUCUUUUUCAAAUCAGCGUUAGUAAGAAAGAAGAAGGAAUUAUUAACAAGAUGUUGUUAGGAAAAAGACCUCGUCCACCAAUGAAAAGAACAACAAGUAUGUCAGAAAUAACCUUCGAUCUGAACACAGUUACAGAUGAAAAUCCUAACAACCUGUUCAACCGUCAUGGAGCUGGUGUUGCUCCGUACGAUGGAAUCAACGGUUCAGAUCAGAGCAGGGUUAUGGCCAUGGUGUCACCAAGAAACCAUAGAAGAAAUUCCUCUGAUAUGACUCACACACCUGAUUUCUUGCGCUCUUGCUUCCUCUGUAAACGCCGUUUGGUACCAGGUCGUGACAUCUACAUGUACAAAGGAGAUAGUGCGUUUUGCAGUUUGGAGUGUCGUCAACAGCAGAUGAAUCAGGAUGAGAGAAAGGAUAAGUGUUGUGUGGCAUCGAAAAAACAAGUUGUGGGAGUUGCAGCUACGUCUUCUUCUGCGUCUCAAGGGAAAAAAACUGUGGUUGCCACAUAGUCGGAGCAUAUCCAAACAAGGAUUAAUUGAUUGGUGGCAUGCAGUAUUAAUUAGACAUCUGUAUGAUAUGUCCUUGCCCUUUCAUACCCUUUAAUAAUUAUUAUUUAUGUGUUAUAUAUAUACACCUAGUUCACUCUCUUUCUCUAUGAUCUAUUGGAUUUUUUUUUUUUUUUUGUGCCUUUUGUUCUGGCUUUGUAAUUUUCAUAUCUUGGUUAGACUGCUUCUCUUCUCUCCACUUCUUUGCUUGUUAAUGGGCAAAUAUUUUUGGGUAGUAAUUUA
Messenger RNA from Cicer arietinum (chickpea), 925 nucleotides. RefSeq names its product FCS-Like Zinc finger 5-like. The record is from RefSeq and is a predicted model, not a curated record. NCBI's taxonomy places the organism in Eukaryota, Viridiplantae, Streptophyta, Magnoliopsida, Fabales, Fabaceae.